This is a messenger RNA of Engraulis encrasicolus (European anchovy), 2126 nucleotides long. RefSeq names its product COP9 signalosome subunit 2 (gene cops2). Gene Ontology annotation, cellular component: COP9 signalosome. NCBI's taxonomy places the organism in Eukaryota, Metazoa, Chordata, Actinopteri, Clupeiformes, Engraulidae. The record is from RefSeq and is a predicted model, not a curated record. Gene Ontology annotation, molecular function: protein binding. The transcript is spliced from 13 exons. Bases 62 to 1393 code for a protein of 443 amino acids. Gene Ontology annotation, biological process: protein deneddylation.
ACAGAAGGUUUUGUCGCGCAAAGAAUGCUGGGAGUUAUUUAGGCUCCAUACUGUGGUCAAGAUGUCUGACAUGGAGGAUGAUUUCAUGUGCGAUGAUGAGGAGGAUUAUGACCUGGAAUACUCAGAGGACAGCAACUCCGAGCCAAAUGUGGACUUGGAAAACCAGUACUAUAAUUCCAAAGCACUGAAGGAGGAUGACCCCAAAGCUGCACUCAGCAGCUUCCAGAAGGUUCUGGAACUUGAAGGAGAAAAGGGUGAAUGGGGAUUCAAGGCAUUGAAACAGAUGAUCAAGAUCAACUUUAAGCUGACUAACUUCCCUGAAAUGAUGAAUCGCUACAAGCAACUCUUGACCUACAUUCGUAGUGCUGUCACUAGAAACUACUCAGAGAAAUCAAUCAACUCCAUAUUGGAUUAUAUCUCCACUUCAAAACAGAUGGAUCUACUUCAAGAAUUUUAUGAAACAACAUUAGAGGCUUUGAAGGAUGCCAAGAAUGACAGGCUUUGGUUCAAGACCAACACAAAGCUUGGGAAAUUGUAUUUGGAGCGAGAAGAGUUCAGCAAGCUGCAGAAAAUUCUUCGACAGCUUCACCAGUCAUGUCAGACGGACGAUGGGGAGGAUGACCUGAAGAAAGGCACUCAACUGCUGGAGAUCUACGCGCUGGAGAUCCAGAUGUACACUGCCCAGAAGAACAACAAGAAGCUGAAGGCCCUGUACGAGCAGUCACUGCACAUCAAGUCUGCCAUUCCACAUCCUCUCAUCAUGGGGGUCAUCCGAGAAUGCGGGGGCAAGAUGCACUUGCGGGAGGGAGAGUUUGAGAAGGCCCACACAGACUUUUUCGAGGCGUUCAAGAACUAUGACGAGUCGGGGAGCCCACGGCGGACCACCUGUCUGAAGUACCUGGUCUUGGCCAACAUGCUGAUGAAGUCCGGCAUCAACCCCUUUGACUCGCAGGAGGCAAAACCAUACAAAAAUGAUCCCGAAAUUCUCGCCAUGACAAAUUUGGUAAGUGCCUACCAGAAUAACGACAUCACAGAGUUUGAGAAGAUCCUGAAGACGAACCAUAGUAACAUAAUGGACGACCCAUUCAUUAGAGAACACAUUGAAGAGCUAUUGCGCAACAUCAGGACACAAGUGCUUAUCAAGUUAAUUAAGCCUUACACAAGAAUACACAUACCUUUUAUCUCUAAGGAGCUGAACAUCGAUGUUGCAGACGUGGAAAGCUUACUCGUUCAGUGUAUAUUAGACAAUACGAUCAAUGGCCGAAUUGACCAGGUCAACCAACUCCUGGAGCUUGACCAUCAGAAGAGAGGCGGCGCCCGCUACACUGCAUUGGACAAAUGGACCAAUCAGCUGAACUCUCUCAACCAAGCGAUCGUCAGCAAGCUGGCUUGACGUGCUUCAUGACGAUCACCUGGCAACCAUGGACAGUCGAGGGCAGAAUACUUACUGUCACGUCAACGUCAUGUCACGUCAUGUCAUGUGACGCCUCCUAGCUGGGUGAUGGUGUGUGAUGAGUGUGUUCUGGCGUAACUGUGCGCGGCUGCUGCUUUCACUGGGGGGAGGGGGGAGAAUCCAACACUGAACCCAAGGCACACCUCCCCCCUCCUCAACCCAAUGAGAAAUAAAACGUCUAGACUCUUUUCCUCCGCCCAGACCCCCCCACCCCACCCCAUUGUCAGUUGCUUUUUUUUUCUUCUUUUUUUUUUUACACAGCAGUGAUAUUUAUUGGGAGAGGCAAACUGAUUUCACAGUACUGACUUGUCAUGGUUCAUUCAUUUUACAAGUUGAAUUCUGUCAUAGGGUUUUUUAUUUUGUUUCUCGCUCUCUCAGCGACGCUCAUCAUUUAUCUCUGUGGCAUAAAUUCUCUGGUUAGCACUUUGGCGCCACCCCACAGCAUGUUCGAAUCUCCAGGGGCCCACGCGGGCUCUGGGCCGCGCGAUCAGAAGCACCGCUGAUGUCUGCCUAAUGCGUGUAAUUCUCGGCACUCCGUGUUUUUUUUUUUUUGUCUUUUUUUUUUUUUUGCUGGGAGGAAACAACAGUGUCUCUCUUGUUACAUUGGAACGCUGUCUCUGUUCUUUUGUUUUGAUGGGAAGAAUAAUAAAAUGAUGCCCAUGAUGCUAUUGAA